CCUGAUUAAGUAAUGCCUGGCUGGGAGUGACAGAUCCUUGUCCACCCAACACCCUGCAGAUCCGGCCACAACCAAUACAAAGACAGCAAAUCUUCAGAACCUCCGGAUAAAAACACUCAAUGGGAGAGAUCUCUGUCUGCUCUUCAAUAGUAGAUAUCCUUGAUUAGAUGGAGAAAAAAACACUCUUCUGCAGGUUACGAAGGUAUCCCACUGUAGUGAUUCACAAAGAUAUUCUUCUGUGAAAGAUUAAAGUGGGACUUUGCUCUCCACAGAUGGCGGACACAGCGGGUUGGACUCAGACUGCACCCGUCUAUCAUCGCAUUCAUUUUCCUCAGCUGUCUGCCGUCUUGUCAGCGACAGAGAAAAGAGCGUGUUUCAGGACGCCUGCUCCUGCUGAUCUGCAUGGUUUGCACCAAAGUGCUCAAUGUCAAGACCAGACCAAUUGACUUUGUGUGCGAUGUACGUGCCAGAAGAAACAUGAACAAUGUAAAAGACCUGGAAGUGGCAAUGGCAUCCUGUAGCGGGUCUGAACAGCUCCCCUCCCCCGUCCCUGUACCAUGCGUCUUCAUCCACAAAGCAAUCUGGGAAAACAAAUCUCUCCAACAAAAGCAUGCAGAGGUAAGAUGGGCCCUGGAGGUGUUGCUCAACAGCGUGAAUCAGGUUUGGAUACAGAGCCCUCAAGGCAGCUGCCAAUCAUCUCUGCUAGAGGGACUGGAGCAUGGAGUGAAAAAUCACCUGCAUAUAGUGAACGGUCUGGGAAUCCAGGGAGACACAGGAGACUCACGGCCAGCCUGUUUCAGCCAGGAGACCCAGAGUGUCAGCCAGAUCCUGCGGCUCUAUGGCAGACUGCUGCAGGGCAAGCUAGAGUGCCUGUCCAGAGAUCUGUGCAACUGUGCAACUGUGCAGACACCACACACUGAACAUCUUUGAGGAUCUUUGUGUGGGCGCCGCUUUCCUACUAGCACUCUGUACUAUUUGAGCUGUGUGGACAACAGCGCCCCCUGCUGGUGACUGUAAAACUGGAGCUGUUCAGCGAUACCUGUUUAAAAAUGGAACAGACGUUUGAGAUUUAAAUAUUCUUUGAAAAGCAAGGAAAUAGACUUUGAAAAGCAAAGGGGAAAUUAUUUUCACCCUUGGGAUUUCUGAUCUCUGUUCUUGGUCAAACAACCAUGGUUUAAAAAGGAACUAAACUUUGGGGAUCCUUUCGGGACUUUCCAAAUGGAAGGUUUCAGUUGACUCAUCUUUAGGCCUACAUUUUGAAGCAUCGAUUUACCACCCCUAGUUAUGUCAACAUGGUCUGCUUUCAAUCCAGAAUUAUAUUGAAGACAAACCUCAUCUCCUUUUCUUCUCUCGUCAU
Osmerus eperlanus (European smelt) is the source of this 1357-nucleotide messenger RNA. Its product is annotated as erythropoietin-like. Bases 403 to 930 code for a protein of 175 amino acids. NCBI's taxonomy places the organism in Eukaryota, Metazoa, Chordata, Actinopteri, Osmeriformes, Osmeridae. Gene Ontology annotation, biological process: cell population proliferation. Gene Ontology annotation, cellular component: extracellular region. Gene Ontology annotation, molecular function: cytokine activity; hormone activity. The record is from RefSeq and is a predicted model, not a curated record. The transcript is spliced from 5 exons.